Messenger RNA from Microdochium trichocladiopsis, 801 nucleotides. RefSeq lists its product as uncharacterized. Gene Ontology annotation, cellular component: intracellular anatomical structure. The coding region runs from base 17 to 706 and encodes 229 amino acids. The transcript has a single exon. Gene Ontology annotation, molecular function: NADP binding; FMN binding; NADPH dehydrogenase activity. NCBI's taxonomy places the organism in Eukaryota, Fungi, Ascomycota, Sordariomycetes, Xylariales, Microdochiaceae. The record is from RefSeq and is a predicted model, not a curated record.
GGCCUUUCUAUAUUUCAUGCCAUAUAUUUCAUCGCCCUGGGCCUCCUCCUCGUCCUGGGGCAAAGAGUGUCCGGCAGCAACCUCCCUCGAGAUCUCUCAAUUUAGGACUUUCUUUCUUUUUCACCGCGCUAGUACGAUAACCACCACCGCCAUGGGCAGCUCUUCUUCGCCCAUGUCCGCCGACGAGGACAUUCGCAACGUCCCCGCGGAAGGCGUCUCAUACUUCACACCCGCCCAGAUCCCCCCGGCCGGCACCGGCCUGGGCUCCAAGAGGCCAGACAGAGACGCCAUCCCCAAGCUCUUCACGCCCCUCACCCUCCGCGGCACAACCUUCCCCAACCGCGUCUGGCUCUCCCCGCUGAGCCAGUACUCGGCCGACGACGGCCACGCCACAGACUGGCACCUCACGCACCUUGGCGGCAUCCUCCAGCGCGACCCCGGGCUCACCUUCGUCGAGGCCACGGGUGUCCAGGCCCGCGGCCGCAUCACCCCGCAGGAUAUGGGCCUGUGGAAGGACAGCCAGAUCGCGCCCCUCGCCCGCAUCACCGAGUUCGCGCACUCCCAGGGCCAGAAGAUCGCCAUCCAGCUCGCCCACGCCGGCCGCAAGGCCAGCACCGUGGCCCCCUGGCUGAGCAUGAACGCCGCCGCCCCCGUCAGCGACGGCGGCUGGCCCGACGACGUCGUCGGCCCCUCGGCGAUCCCCUGACCAUCAUUCCCGGCCGGGAAGCGCUCACUUUUCGCGCACUCCUGGUGGGCAGGGGGCGCGGGCGCACGGGCCAUUGAGCUCAUUCCUGUACCCCA